Aspergillus calidoustus is the source of this 2119-nucleotide messenger RNA. Lineage: Eukaryota; Fungi; Ascomycota; Eurotiomycetes; Eurotiales; Aspergillaceae. The record is from the annotation of a GenBank genome assembly.
UCAACACUGUCCACCAUCUUGUCACUGGAAUUUUAUCAACAUAGUACUCUCUAGUCUACACCUUAUCAGGGUGGGCCAAUCACCGCAACAGUGACUUGAAUAACAAUAGAGCACCAUAGAACCAUUCACUUUGGAGUAACAGCGAAAUUUUUCGGUCUCAACCUCAGUCCCAUCCGCCAUUGAACAGCAGCCAAACCAAGACUGGACGCCGUGCGACAAGAUGCCGGUACGCGAAGGUCCGGCGAUACUUAAGCCGCCAGAUGAGAAUGAGCCCAUGGACUCUGGACCUAUUGAUGUUACACUCGAGACCGCGGUAUUCCCAGACCAACGGGAGGACCCAGCGGACUUUAUUGUCGACGAUAAGCCGUUUGCGUUCUCCCCUGGCCAGCUGAAUAAGAUGCUGAAUCCGAAAAGCCUUGCGGCUUACCAAGCACUUGGUGGGCUUGCCGGCCUCGAAAAGGGACUUCGGACAGAUCUUCAGUCCGGUCUUGGAAUGGAUGAACCAGGUUUGAAUUUUGAGGAUCAUAAGGUCCGUUCAGAAGGAGGCGCGCCGAUUGCAGGCACAGCAGCAGCGGCAGCAACGGCGUAUUGGAAACGGCCUUGGGGCAGCCUUACAUCAUCUGGACUUUUGAGAUCAAAAGCAGGCACUACUACGCCAGGUGCCGCAACCGCUGGCGCAGCGCGUUCGGACCGGAAGCGAGUAUCUGGGCAGAACAGGCUACCUGAGAAGCGACCGAGGAGUUUCUCCGAUCUCGCAUGGAUGGCAUUCUAUGACAAGAUCCUGAGGCUACUAACAAUAGCCGCGACAAUAUCACUUGCGCUGGUCGGGGAUAUUCUGCACCUUGAGCCCGGAGACAUUGUGCCCGUCGACGGGAUCUUCAUACAGGGACAAUCGGAGUACGGAUGGAAUGACGAUCCACAAAAAGGCCCCAACAGGGCAGAAUACACGGGGCCGACCAUGCAUGGGAGGUCAAGAUUUGUCCUCCCGCUGCGAAUCGACAAGACUGAAGUAGACGCCAUACCAGACACCGGGGCGGACGAGAACGCCAUGUCGUCCGCCUGUGCCCGCCACCUCGGAAUCAAGAUUGAACGCGACCUCAGCUGCAAAAGUAACAGCUCCGCAUUCCGCCUCGCCAACGGCCGAGCAUUCACGAGCUGUGGUAUCGCAAGUGUUCCAUCACUAUCCUUUGUAAAGGGGAACAAUAGCUGGAAACUCUCCAAAGAUCCGGUUUUCUUUAGAGUUUUUGACGCCCUCGCCGUCCCCAUGAUUUUGGGCCGGAGGUUCCUCAAGGAGACCGAGACGUUGAGUCGGUACACGGAUCGCUUGGAAACGGUGGCGGUAGCAACAAGUCCCGCAUCCUCUUCCGUUCCUCGCAUUCUUCACAUGAAUAGCGCCAAAGAGCGCAUGCUCUGCUAUGUGAAUGGCGUCCCCGUGCAUGCCAAUGCCGACACGGGCGCUGAAAUGAACCUGGCCUCGCCGGAGUGGGCUGCGCGACACGCCGGCGCAGCUAUCCAGCAGCCUGGCCGCGGUUAUGAGGAGGUGAUGCUGGCGGACGGAAGUCGUGCGGGGAUCCUUGGACAGUUCGAUGCGCGGUUCCAGUUGUAUGAUGAUGCAUCAACCACGGCCGGGAAACAGGGCCGUGCUAUAACGUCAACCAGGCGGUUUUUUAUCCUUGAUGGCCUGGUGUCGGAUAUUCUGCUGGGUCCCGACUUGCUGUUUGACAUUGGUGCGUUCAAGGAGCACCAGGAGUCAUUUGUUGUACUCGGCGCUCCGACCUCCGGCUCGAUCUCGGAUGUCAACUUCGUUGCAUGGCUUUCAAAACCGGAGAAAGUAUUGCUCGGGCUCUUCAGGGGCCGCAGGGAAUCGAACACAAAUACUACAGGAGUGCAAAGCGAAGCGGACUUCCGAGGAAGACUGGAUGACGAGGAUGCCCGUGAACAGCAAAUCCACAAACACGCUGAAGGUAUGAUUGACCAGCUACCCGAGCCGGAGCGGUCCAGGCGUCUCGACGCGGAAAAUAAGAGACAUCGGCAAUAUCUUGGUGAUCGCGAAAGGAGAGAACGGGAGUACUCUACCACGGCGAGUGUACAGCGGAGGAUGAUAUCAUCGGCUUGCUAG